AUGUUCUUCCUCGAUUGGAUGUAGAUGGGGAAUAUGUUAAUGCACAUGAUGGUUGUUUGGUUAAAUUUGAUAAUACCUACUUUAUGUAUGGUACAGUUUACGGUGAAUGUCAUCAGUCUACGACUAUUUGCGAUGGUGUAUGCGGUUAUAUAAAUAACACUUUUGCUUUAUACAUUUCACCAGAUCUUGUCAGUUGGACAUUGAUCAAUAAUAAUAUUGUACCCGAAGUCACCAAGGAUAAUAAUUACAUUAGUUACGAAACCAGUCCAAAAAGACGUAUGGCGAAAACAAAAGCGACAAUCGAAUAUUCACUAAAAAAUGAAUCUAAAAGUAUCGUUUUCAGCAGAAAUUGAAAUUUCGAGUAAACUGGUGUAAAAUGUUUUACAAUGUGUGGUUAUGCUUGUUUGUAUGUCUGAAGGAUAAGCAUGAGGCUCACAUGGCAAACUAAUUUACUAAGUACCGGCUGUUUAUCUAAUACUACGAGUAGUUCACGUACUAGUAGCCGAUAAUGUUUUGAAUCAUUGGAAAAAAUUUUCCAAUUCCCUCAGUCAAUGACAUGAUUCACCUGAAGCUUGUGGUUAUAUAAAAAAAUGAAAUCUGUAGCUGCUGUCAAUACAAUAAUAUUUGUUAUGAAUGAAAAGAGCUGUCAUAUUGUAUUCGCAAGGGAUUCUGUACUCGCUGAACCUCCUUAGACUUCUUUUCUCUUCAGACACCCUUGAAGACUGUCCGUCUUGGAUGCCAAAUGUUGGUUAUAAUCGUCAUACUAAACUAUAUGUAAUGGUCUAUUGGUCGAGUAGAUAUGGAUUUCAAAAUUCUCUUGUUCCUCUUGCUAUUUCUGCGUCACCCUUGGGUCCUUUCGUGAAUGUUCAGCCGUUGAAGAUGCAAGGAGGAAUGGUAAUUAGUGAUACUACUAGUCUAUUUGUUGAUGAUGAUAAUACAGCUUAUGUUCGAUAUAAUACACGUGAUGCACCUUUGAAACAUGUGGUUGAAAAACUUUCACCAGACUGGAUGACAAGCACUGGACAGUUCUCUAUAAUUUUCGAAAAACAAGAUUAUCCCUGGUAUGAUGGCGGUGGAAUGUUUAAACGGAAAGGAAUUUAUUAUACAAUGUUGUCGUUCGAUUGUUGCUUUUGUCAAUGGGGUUCAGAUGCACGAACAUUUGCAAGUACUGACAUUCUAGGUAACUGGACCUUCGUCGGUCAGUUGAAUUAUUGCGCUGAUGGAAGAGCCCCACCUGAUCAUGUAACCGAUAUGAGUAUAAAUCCAUGUUCAAUCAAUGAUCCAUUUGGUACAAAUUUCACAGUUCCUGCUCAACAGUUUAAUGUGGCUACUUUGCCAAUAUCGUGCGAAGAAACUUUGUACAUGUACUACGGAGAAAGGUUUCGCUCUAGUACAGAUGGAUUAAAAGGUCAUGAUUUUCAAGCUUGGAUACCAAUAGAAUUUAUGGACGAUGACAGUUUACUGCCUAUGACGUUUUAUGCUAAUUUCACUGUGAAUAUUCAAUAG
This is a messenger RNA of Didymodactylos carnosus, 1506 nucleotides long. Lineage: Eukaryota; Metazoa; Rotifera; Eurotatoria; Philodinida; Philodinidae. The record is from the annotation of a GenBank genome assembly.